UGGUUUAUGGAGCUAAAACGCGAAAGUCAAGCUAGCUAACAGGAGGCCAAGGUUUGCUGACGUGAUAGUGCAAGCUAAAAACAAACUUGAAGCUGAAAGUCUCCCAAUCGAUUGCUAGUGUGCUAACUGCAGAGUAUCAGCAGACAAACCAAAAUGAGUCUGGAUAAAGCAAAGCUAUGCGAUUCGUUACUAAAUUGGCUACAGACAUUUCAGGUGCCCUCAUGCACCAGCAAGCAGGACUUGACAAGCGGAGUGGCUAUUGCACACGUUCUACACAGGAUAGACCCCUCCUGGUUUAAUGAGGCAUGGCUGGGCAGGAUCAAGGAGGAGAGUGGGGACAACUGGCGCCUCAAGGUCAGCAACCUGAAGAAGAUUCUUCAGAGCAUGCUUGAGUACUACCAUGAUGUGCUUGGCCACCAGGUAGCAGACAAGCACCUGCCAGACAUCAAUCUGAUUGGGGAGUUUGGAGAUGUGACUGAACUUGGCAAGCUGGUUCAGCUGGUGCUUGGCUGUGCUGUCAGCUGUGAGAAGAAGCAAGAGCAAAUCCAGCAGAUUAUGACCCUGGAGGAGUCCGUCCAGCACGUCGUCAUGACAGCCAUACAGGAGCUCCUAGCUAAAGAGCCAACUGUUCCAGGAAGUCCUGAGACCUAUGGGGACUUUGACUACCAGUCCAGGAAGUAUUAUUUUCUCAGCGAGGAGGUGGAAGCGAAGGAGGAUCUGGGCCAGCGCUGUCGGGACCUGGAGCACCAGUUGGCAGCCGUCCUGGAGGAGAAGUCGUCCCUGCAGGUGGAGACACAUUCCCUUAGGGAGAAGCUCAGCCGCUGUGAGCCACAGGACGCUUCCACCACCAUCACUGGCAAGAAGCUGCUGCUACUACAGAGCCAGAUGGAGCAGCUACAAGAGGAGAACUACAGACUAGAGAACAGCCGAGAUGACAUGCGUGUGCGAGGGGAGAUCCUGGAGCGUGAGGUUUUGGACAUCACUCACCGCAACGAGGAGCUGACCAGCCUCGCCCAGGAGGCCCAGACCCUCAAAGAUGAGAUGGACAUCCUCCGGCACUCGUCUGACCGGGUGAGCCGGCUGGAGGCACUGGUGGAGAUGUACAAGCGUAAGCUGGAGGACCUGGGGGACCUGCGCAGACAGGUGCGUCUGCUGGAGGAGCGCAACACUGUCUACAUGCAGCGCACAUGCGAGCUGGAGGAGGAGCUACGCAGGGCCAACUCAGUCCGCACCCAGCUGGACACAUACAAGAGACAGGUCCAUGAGCUUCACACCAAGCAUUCAUCAGAGGCACUGAAGGCUGAGAAGUGGCAGUUUGAGUACAAUAACCUUCACGACAAGUAUGAUGCCCUGCUCAAGGAGAAAGAGCGUUUGAUCUCAGAGCGAGACACACUGCGGGAAACCAAUGAUGAGCUCAGGUGUGCACAGGUCCAACAGAAGGGCCUCAAUCAACCAGGUGGAUUAUGUGAGGACUCUGGCACAUUGGGAAACCUGGCCUCUGAGAUGAUGCCCACAGAGUUCAAGGAGACAGUGGUGCGUCUGCAGAGUGAGAACAAGAUGCUGUGUGUCCAGGAGGAGAGCUACAGACAGAGACUGGUGGAGGUACAGGGUCAGCUGGAGGAGUCUCAACGCAGCCAGAACACCCUGGAGACACAGAACAGGUUGAACCAGCAGCAGAUCUCUGAGCUGCGGUCCCAGGUGGAGGAUCUCCAGAAGGCUCUUCAGGAGCAGGGCAGCAAGGCUGAGGAUGCCAUCUCCUCCUUACUGAAGAAGAAGCUUGAGGAGCACCUGGAGAAGCUCCAUGAGGCCCACUCAGACCUGCAGAAGAAGAGAGAGGUCAUUGAUGACCUGGAGCCCAAAGCGGACGGCAACAUGGCGAAGAAGAUCGAUGAGCUGCAGGAGAUCCUGAAGAAGAAGGAUGAGGACAUGAAGCUGAUGGAGGACCGCUACAAGCGCUAUGUGGAGAAGGCCAGGACGGUGAUCAAGACUCUGGACCCCAAGCAGCCGCCUCUGACUGUGUCCCCUGACGUCCAGGCCCUCAAGAACCAGUUGACUGAGAGAGACCGGAAGAUCCAGCACCUGGAGCAUGACUAUGAGAAGAGCAGGUCCAGACAUGACCAGGAGGAGAAACUCAUCAUAAGUGCCUGGUACAACAUGGGUAUGGCCCUGCAUCAGAAGGUGGUGGGGGAGCGGUCGGGUCCGUCCAACCAGGCCCAGUCCUUUCUGGCCCAGCAGAGGCAGUCCACCCACGCCAGGAGAGGCCUGGCAGCCCGCCACCAGCCCAGAUAAGACAUAUCCACCCUGGGGGAGAAUGUGCUGAGGAGAGUGGAGAUGAGGAAUGUAAAGGAGGCAAGACAUUGUCUAUAUCUGAGUGUUCAUUUCUUCUGUACUCCUACUCUCACUGCUCUGAUGCCUUUAUGUCUCCUCUGGGUGUUUUGUGAAGAUUGCUGCUGCUGCCCCCUACUGGUCAUUUCUGGUACAGGAUGUUCUGGAGCGUCAGCGAUUCAGAGCUACUUACUGCACCUUCAAGUGCAUUCAAAGCUGUCAGGACUCAUUUGAACAAAGAUGAGAGAAAUGGGUCUAAAUGAGAGCUGGAAUGAAGGAACAUGAAGUGGAUAGAAAAGCUGAGCAACUAAUCCUUUGUCAUAGAUUUCUUAGACAAUGUUUUUAGCUAUAAUGUAUUAUGUUUUCUAAAGGUUUAGAUUAGGACAUUAUGAGAAUCAAUGCUUUAGAAGGCCACAGUGAUGACGAAGAUGGAAAGGGAUGAUUUAUGCUGUCAAUAGGGUAGGGGUCUUUACCUUCCCCUCCUACUACUUUUGAUAUAUUUUCACCCUUAUUGUCCGGUCCACUGUCAGGCUAAAUAGAUAUUAUCCUCUUACUGCGACUAUGACAUGGAAACACUAAUAAGAGAUGCCUAUGGGUUGAGAUCAUGGUGAAUUUGUACUAUUUGUAUUCAUUUGUGCCCAUGUCAUUUGGAUAUUGUGGCUUGUGCUGUGUCUCUGACACUUUUAAAUGUACAUGGUGAGAGAGACUGGUGAAGCGCUAGAACAGGGGUGUCAUCUGAAUCUGGAUUAAUUUUAAAAAACUCAAUAUACUUUUAAAUGGCUAAAACCAAAUUUGAAACUGUAGAAAUGAUAAUGGACCUACAUUCAUAUAGUUUCUUGACUGUCCAGCUCGCUAAUAAUCACCUAAAUGAAAGCUAGACAGUGGGGGAGCAUCACAUUCCAAAAACAAGGAUGGAGGACAAACCUUUGCGCAUUUUGAUGGAGAGGAAAUGUUGUUGAAGACCGACUGCGUCCCCGGGGCAAAAUGAGUUUGUCACCCCUGAUCUAGAAGAGCUCAAUAAUACCUCUACGAUAUAAAGGAACACUUUUUAUCUGCACACAUAGUCAUGACCUCUUUUUAUUUCUGUGAAUGUGUUUAGACUUUUCUUUCAAGCUGUAUCAUCUACUUGAUUUCUCUUCAUUUAUUAGCUAUUUUGUUAGUUAUAGUUUGAAGAGCAGGAAGAAUAGCUUUCUAGACAUGUAUUUUUGUUUUGUUCAAAAUUAACCUCAGCAUUUUAUGUAGUUGUUAGUCUGUAUAAUAAUGUGAAGCAAGGGUACACAGUGUACAUAAAAGCACUUUUCCUCCCUUUUCAUAAUGGUUCAGUUCAUUGCCUUGUGAGAAACUAGAAAAAUGUCCCUGAAUCUGUUACCCUAUCUACUUUUAAAGACUGCACUUUUGUAUCAAAUUCCUGCUAGGAGAGGUAUGAUGUUCACAUGUAAUGGCAGAAGUUCUGAAAGACUAGCAGAUAUGGUCCUCUUUUAUGUCAUGACCAUUUUACUGGAAGUAUUCGCACAGACUAUUGAACAAGCUUUUGUUUCAAGCUGUAAUAUGGGAAUUUAAUCUUUGAAUGAUUGACUAGAUUUUCUGAUGGACUACAUUUGUUUCUUUUUAACUUUUAAUUUAUCCCCUCUAAAGAGUGAAACAGGGUGUUUAAGAAUGAUAAUUGAUUGCACACACCACUUUAGACUGAUGUGAAUGUAGGAAACGCUGGUGCUUGUGAGAACCUGAAUGUGGGGUUAUUGAUUCCCAUUUAAUUGAUAUGCGUGGGCAAACUGGCCACACUGGAUGUUAUUGUGUAAUCCUGUAGGGAAAUAAGGUUUCAAGCUAGCAAUGGUAUGUAGCUUUUCUCUCAUUCUCAGCAGAAGCACUCAACUAUAGAUGCUUCUGUUCACUGACACUGGAACUUAACUAGCUAAUGAACAGACAAUGUGUACUCUUUAAUGUCAUAAUUUUUUAGAACUGACUAUGUUCAUUUUUACCUGACAUUGUCUCAAGAUGAACCUGUGACGGACAGCACUAUUGUUGAACACUACAUCUGAUUACUUUGACAGUAUCCGCUUAAACAUGUAACUUCUCUUUGGUACCCAAUCUGACUCAUAUCAGAGAAACUGCUCUCUGGCUUGUACCUAACCCUCUAAGUGUGUAACUACCUGUGCAAUGUUAUUUACCAGGCUAUAAACCACGACUGUGUAUACAUUUAA
This is a messenger RNA of Coregonus clupeaformis (lake whitefish), 4526 nucleotides long. Its product is annotated as protein Hook homolog 2. Gene Ontology annotation, biological process: cytoskeleton-dependent intracellular transport; cytoplasmic microtubule organization. NCBI's taxonomy places the organism in Eukaryota, Metazoa, Chordata, Actinopteri, Salmoniformes, Salmonidae. Gene Ontology annotation, cellular component: centrosome; cytoplasm. The transcript is spliced from 23 exons. Bases 154 to 2289 code for a protein of 711 amino acids. The record is from RefSeq and is a predicted model, not a curated record. Gene Ontology annotation, molecular function: microtubule binding; dynein light intermediate chain binding.